ACCCCAUACGGCGGUUCAUCCGCGAAAGUACCACACGACUCUCUAGACGCAGACGCAUUUACCCGGUCCGCUAGACCGCCGUAGUUCUCGAGCCUGGGUCCCACACGCGAUGGUCACUCCCCGACCAGGAGACAUAUAUAUGGUCCACCGACCAUAACCUUCUUUUCCAGGUUCAGCUGCAAUCAGCCCACCCCGACAACUCAACAGCUUACAUUCGCUGCUGUACAGGACCGUGUUUGGUUGAGCGUCUCAAACCAAACCUGCCCUUGUUCCCUCGUUGCUUCCGUUCUACCAACAACCUUCGGACGAGGUCUAUUGGACAUCAUGGGUCUCGCUUUUACGCCAAAGAUUGGCGCCGUGGCCAAGAGCAAGGCCGACGUUGAGGCUGCUCAGGCCGAAGCUCCCCAUCUCAAGAGAGUUAACUGGAGGUCGGAUCCUGGACUGCGCAAGCUGUACUUCUACGCCUUCUUCAUCUGUAUCGCUUCUGCGACCACGGGUUACGAUGGUUCCAUGUUGAAUAACUUGCGUAUCCUCCCAAUCUGGACUGACUACUUCAACGACCCCAAGGGUGACACUCUUGGUCUUCUUACUGCCCUUUACGCCAUCGGUUCCAUCGCCUCGCUGCCCAUUGCUCCUUUCGUUGCCGAUCGUUUUGGACGUCGAUCAUGCAUCACCAUUGGAUGUGUUAUCAUGAUUGCUGCGGCCGCUAUCCAGGGUGCCGCCCAGAACCUCGACUACUUCAUGGGUGGACGUUUCCUUAUGGGUUUCGGUAACUCUCUGGCCCAGCUUUCUUCGCCUCUCCUCCUCACCGAGCUUUGCCACCCUCAGCACCGUGCUCGUGUUACUGCCGUCUACAACUGCUUGUGGAACGUUGGUGCCAUCAUCUGCACCUGGUUGACCUUCGGUACCAAGCGCAUCAACAACGACUGGUGCUGGCGUGUCCCGGCUCUCUCCCAGGCUGCUCCCUCUGUCAUCCAGCUGGCUGCCAUCUGGUUCAUUCCUGAGUCUCCACGUUGGUUGAUUUCCAAGGAGAGGAAUGAGGAGGCUCUGCACAUCCUCGCCAAGUACCAUGCCAACGGUGAUGCUGACAACGCGACUGUCCAGUUCGAAUAUGCUGAGAUCAAGGAGACUCUCCGUCUCGAGUUCCAGUACCAGAAGAGCUCCAGCUACCUCGACUUCUUCAAGACCAAGGGCAACAGGUACAGGCUCAUGCUCCUCGCAUCUCUCGGUCUCUUCUCCCAGUGGUCUGGCAACGGUCUCGUCUCCUACUACGCUACUGAUGUCUACGACUCUAUCGGUAUCAAGGAUGCUGACACCCAGCUUGGUAUCAACGGUGGUCUUACCAUCCUUUCGCUCAUCGUCUCCGUUUCUUGCGCUCUGCUUGUUGACCGCGUCGGUCGCCGCCCGCUCUUCAUCUCUGCCACUGCAGCCAUGUGCGUUACCUUCAUUGUCUGGACCAUUGCUUCAUCGCAGCAAGAGGCUACUAAGAGCAAGGCUGCUGGUCAAGCUGUCAUUGCCAUGAUCUGGAUCUUCUCCGUGGCCUACGCCCUGGCUUGGUCUGGUCUGCUCGUUGCCUACACUGUCGAGAUCUUGCCAUUCAAGAUUCGUGCCAAGGGUCUCAUGAUCAUGAACUUCUUCAUCCAAGUUGCUCUGACCAUCAACCAAUACGUCAACCCCUAUGGUUUCCAGUACCUCCACCCCACCUGGAAGUUCUACACCAUCUACGCUUGCUGGAUCUUCCUCGAACUCAUCUUCGUUACCGUUUUCUACGUCGAGACCCGCGGACCCACCCUCGAGGAGGUCGCCAAGAUCUUCGAUGGUGAUGAGGCUGAGGUCGCCCAUGUUGACCUGGGCAAGGUUGAGGAGGACAUUAUGCAGCACGGGGGUACUACCGGCUUCGAGAAGGAGGACCAUGUCCGCGUCGAGCAGGUCAGGACCUCAUCUUAGAUGCAUUCAUGAUUAGUUGUGUGUUUGUCAUGAUGCCUGUUGCAGGGGUUGUGACGUUGGUGAUUAUUAGUCUUGUGAUAUACCAAAGCUAGCGCAUACCUUUCGCUAAUGUUAUUAAUGAGACG
Bipolaris maydis ATCC 48331 is the source of this 2072-nucleotide messenger RNA. RefSeq names its product general substrate transporter. Gene Ontology annotation, molecular function: carbohydrate:proton symporter activity. The record is from RefSeq and is a predicted model, not a curated record. Gene Ontology annotation, biological process: transmembrane transport; carbohydrate transport. NCBI's taxonomy places the organism in Eukaryota, Fungi, Ascomycota, Dothideomycetes, Pleosporales, Pleosporaceae. Gene Ontology annotation, cellular component: membrane.